CCACCCAGAAUUUGUAUACUGUCGCCAUGCAGCAGCACCAGUUCAGCUUGCGCCCUGUAGCCGAGCUCUCUCGUUCGCCGUCUUCAGCGUCUAUGACGCCUCCGAUGCACCAUGGCCAUACUCAUAGCCACAGUCCUGAGGCUCAACUGCCUCCGAUUCAUCAUCAUGCUCCUGGUCCCUCUGGUUCUGGUCAGAUCAGGAGACCGAUCUCUCCGAGCAAUCUGCCUCAUGUCGACCUCCUCCCUCAGGGUCAACCCCCUACGCCUCGCAACUACCCACCACCACCCACUGGCCACGAACUUAUGCGCCUCUUCCCUCCACCUCCUCCCGACCAAUUUUCUAUGCUCAAACCCGGUCCUACCUCGAUCUACUUCCACCAACAAGAACGCGCCUUCUUCGCCCAAGCGGGCAAGGAGAUCAUCAGAGUGCGUGUCGAAAGUGAUUUCCAACCAUCGGGCGCCCUGGGCAAGGGAGGGAUGGAGGGUAUGAAGAGGGGGGAACCGUGGACGGCGGCGGGUGCGAUGGCGCAGGUUCCUCUUGCGCAUGGUCAACAGCAGCCGGUGAAGCGGUCGGGGUCGAGUUCGGCGCCUUUACCGCCACCUCCAGGGCCUCAGACGCAGCGCCACGAUAUGCAUCCACAAUAUCAGCAUCCGUCGCCGCAUGCUCAACACCCCCAGCACCCACAACUUCUCCAGCAUCAGCAACAUUCGCAACAUCAGCCUAUGCACGCGCACGCCGCGCCGAUGCAGCCUCCACAGCACCAGCAUCAUCAUUCUUACUCUGGCCAUGGUCACCCCGAUAUGUCACCACAUCAACAACAACACUUUCAGCAGCAGCAGCAGUUGCAACAAAGCUCGCCUCCGACGCCGCAUUACGUGCAUCCGCAACAUCCUCAGCAGCAACAGCAAGUUCAGGCGCCACCUACGCCCGUCAACGUCGGAAUCAGCGUCGAAGAGUGGAGGGCUCCCGUCCCUGGGAUGGCUCCGCCGGGCGAGAGUCGACGGCGGUCGGGUAAGCAUACGAAGAGGGUCGUGGUGCGAUGAGCUCUUCACCUGCGCGUCCAGCCUUCGUAUGCUUCCCUUUUGUCCGCUGGCUCGGUCUUAAUUGCUCUUCUGAUCGUUCUUCUUGAUAUGUUAUACUUCUUUCCCGCUCUCUCUUGCAUCUUGCAUGGUCCCAUUCAUAGUCAUCGCCUCGUGUCUGUUGCAUGUCCUAUAGAUCUUAUGCUACACGACUUUUAUGUGCCUUAACGUCCCACGUUCAACACCGACUCUCGUCUUUUUCCCGUCUUCAUCCCCUGGUCCCGUCGCAUCCUUCCCCUGUUUCCAUAUCCGUACUAUCGUAUUGCUUUCUUGUUUUCUUUAUUUGCUCGCCGUCGUGUCGCUUAGGGCUCCCAAAACAACGGUCAAAGUCGCAGUAUUCUUCUCUUGUCUUGUGUAUACCCACAGUCAUCGUAAUUCUGUGUCCUUUGUACAUUAUGCAUCUGUUUUGCCGAACGCAUCCCUGUCUCUUGUGCCGC
Stereum hirsutum FP-91666 SS1 is the source of this 1516-nucleotide messenger RNA. RefSeq lists its product as uncharacterized. The record is from RefSeq and is a predicted model, not a curated record. Lineage: Eukaryota; Fungi; Basidiomycota; Agaricomycetes; Russulales; Stereaceae. Bases 27 to 1043 code for a protein of 338 amino acids. The transcript is spliced from 3 exons.